AUGUCAUCGUCGCCAAACAACACAGCCGACGCCAACGGCAAUGGCGACGAGAAACCUCGUCUUACCGAGGAGGAGAAGAAGCAGAACCACAUUGCCUCUGAGCAAAAGCGCAGACAGGCCAUUCGCGAAGGCUUCGACCGACUGACCGAGCUGGUGCCCGGCCUCGAAGGACAGGGUCGAUCCGAAGGCCUCGUGCUGAAGAAGACGGUCGAGUACAUGCGUCAGCAGCUGGACGAGCGCCAGUCCAUGAUUGAGCGCGUCGAGCAGACGGGCGGCGCCGUGGACCCCGAGCUCAAGUCGUCGGCCUUUGCCCAUCCCCACAAUCGCGGCCGAGCCGAAAGAUGA
Molecule: messenger RNA, 345 nt
Organism: Akanthomyces muscarius
Lineage: Eukaryota; Fungi; Ascomycota; Sordariomycetes; Hypocreales; Cordycipitaceae
Exons: 3
Coding region: 1-345 (114 amino acids)
Biological process (GO): regulation of transcription by RNA polymerase II
Molecular function (GO): DNA-binding transcription factor activity, RNA polymerase II-specific; protein dimerization activity; RNA polymerase II cis-regulatory region sequence-specific DNA binding
Source: RefSeq, a predicted model, not a curated record